Molecule: messenger RNA, 702 nt
Organism: Hibiscus syriacus
Lineage: Eukaryota; Viridiplantae; Streptophyta; Magnoliopsida; Malvales; Malvaceae
Product: ethylene-response factor C3-like
Exons: 1
Coding region: 1-702 (233 amino acids)
Biological process (GO): ethylene-activated signaling pathway; regulation of DNA-templated transcription
Molecular function (GO): DNA-binding transcription factor activity; DNA binding
Source: RefSeq, a predicted model, not a curated record
AUGGAUGAGUCUUGUUUCUUUCAAUAUUAUUCAACCUCAACAAGUCAAGACUUCUUGUCCGAAUCACCGUUUGGAUCACUGUCACCGGAUACUUUUUCCGGCUGCUGGGACGAGCUUCUUCUCAACUUCGAUGACUUUGAAGAAAUGGCUGCGGUGGAUAUGGCGGCGGCCUCAGAUCAGUCCAACAGCUCCAUUAAUGGCGUUGUUACAUCGGAUAUUGCUAAUAACGAAGAGUUACCCAAGAAAGAAAAGGCUUACAUCGGUGUAAGGAGGCGGCCAUGGGGGAAAUACGCCGCCGAGAUUAGGGAUUCGACGAGGAAUGAUGUUAGGGUUUGGCUCGGAACAUUCCACAGUGCGGAAAAAGCCGCUUUAGUUUACGACCAGGCGGCGCUCUCGACGAGAGGAUCAUCGGCAAAGCUUAAUUUCCCGGUCGAAGUGGUCAUGGAAUCGCUUCGGAACAUACGAUGCGAUGACGGUUGCUCGCCGUUGGUGGCGCUGAAGAAGAGACACAGCUCGAGGACAAGAUCGAAGAACAAGAAGAUCAUCAGCGAAGGAAACGGAGUCUCCAGAGAGAGAAGACAGCAACAGAACUUGGUCGUGUUGGAAGAUUUAGGAAUUGAUUACUUGGAACAGCUUCUAAGUUCAUGUGAAAUGACCCAGGACAUUGAAUCUUGUAAUGAAAUAAAUUUCAAAAUCGCUUAA